CUCUUACUCUCGCUCAUGGCCGCUCUUGGUCUCACGGCACCCUUGCCCGGGGGAGCGGGUUCUCCAGACGUGACCUUGGCCACAGAAUACCUCAAGCGCUACUACAGGCGGCGAGAUGAGCAGCCUCCGGAAUCCAUGUCCGUUGGGUCCAAGCUGAAAGACAUGCAGACGUUCUUCGGCCUCAAUGCAACAGGUGUGCUCGAUCGUCAGACUCUGCAAGUGAUGAAGAGUCCUCGCUGUGGCGUUCCAGAUCUGGAAGAGUACGGCGCUCACUUCCCCUCGACACAAUUGAACAAGACGGUCAUCACGUACAGGAUUGGCAGACACACCAGAGACAUGCCUCGCAGCUCCGUCCACUCCUUGCUUGCGUCGGCCUUCAGCGUUUGGGCCAGAGUCAGCGGUCUGACGUUUGUCCGCUCGGACAUCCGCGAGGCUGACAUCACGGUGGAGUUUCUCAGCCAUGAACACGGCGAUCUCUAUCCAUUCGACGGAUCCGGUGGUGAGUUGGCUCAUGCUUUCGGUCUGGGUCAGGGCGUCGGGGGCGACGUACACUUUGAUGAUGAUGAGCGUUGGACAGCAGGAGACGCAGACGGUUUGAAUCUUUUUGAGGUGGCUGCGCAUGAAUUUGGCCACGCUUUGGGCCUGAAGCACUCGAGGCACCCCUCCUCACUAAUGCACCCCAUUUACAAGGCCUUUCCAGCAGGAGCCAACUUACUCUCAAAAGAAGACGUCUCAACAAUCAACGCACUUUAUCAGCCAAACCUCCAUGCAAGUUACUCCUCCGAUUUGCCAUUUCCUGAACUGACACGAAACAGAUGUGCUCCUGAUGCGACAUUUGACGCCGUCUCCACACUCGGGGAUGCCACCAUCUUUUUCGCAGACAGGUAUCUAUGGAUUAAACACAAUAAAGUAUUGGGUAUCAAAGAAGGUCCCAUCACCAACUUCAUGCCUAAGAUAGAAAGCAGCAUUGACGCCGCCUUCUGGGUUCCUCGCAGAUCCACUGCUUACCUCAUUCAUGAGUCUAUGUUCUGGACGGUGAAAAGCUCAGUCUUGAAGGGAAAGCCCAGAGCUCUCAGCCAUUUUGGGUUUCCUGCCUGGGUGCAGGAUGUGGACGCUGCAGUGCACGUUGUCAAAACGGGACGCACCCUCUUCUUCAUGCAUGAUAUUUACUGGAGCUACAAUGAAAACAGAAAAGUGAUGGACUUUGGUUACCCAAAAUAUAUCAUUCAGGACUUUCCCGGACUCAACACCACAAUUAAUGCUGCCGUUUAUAAAGAUGGUUUCAUUUAUUUCUUUGUUGGACCACACGUCAUCAAGUACGACUUCACCCACAAACAUGUCGCUGGAGUCGACAAAACUAGUUUUGAACCGUCUAACGACAUGCAGAGCUCUGCUUUGUGGGCGCUGCUGCUCGCUGGGGUCUUGGCGACGAUUCAGGCUGCACCCACCGUCGCCCCAACGACAUCAGCAGACGACCAAGAUGUUGCUGAGGGGUAUCUGUUACAGUUUUAUGGCGAUGUGGGCACCAGGAACACCUCACGGAGAAGCCUCCUCAGGAGCAACUUUACCGAAGAUCUGGAAGCCAUGCAGUCUUUCUUCGGACUGGAGGUAACGGGGGUCUUGAAUAAAGAAACCGUUGAAGUCAUGAAGGCGCCUAGAUGUGGCGUGUCGGACAUCAGCCGUUACGGACACUUUGCUGGGAAACCCAAGUGGAACAAGAGGCUUAUCACCUACAGGAUCACUCAGUACACUCCAGAUCUAAGCCAGAGACAAGUGGACGAGACCAUCGCCCAAGCCUUCCAGCUCUACAGCGACGUCAUCCCGCUGGACUUCAAGCAGAUCACCAGAGACACUGCAGACAUCAUGAUUCUCUUCAAGGGGGGAUAUCACGGGGACUUCUAUCCUUUUGACGGAGCUGGGGGAGUCCUAGCUCACGCCAACUCUCCAGGACGGCAGCAGGGAGGGGACACCCACUUUGACGACGAUGAGAAAUGGAGUCUAACCCAAAGAGGUGUUAAUCUGCUGCUGGUGGCGGCCCACGAAUUUGGCCACGCUUUGGGUCUGGACCAUUCCAGGGACAGACGUGCGCUGAUGUUCCCUACUUAUCAGUUUGUCAACACAAACGGCUACAAGCUGCCAGACGACGACAGGCGAGGAGUUCAAGCCCUGUAUGGUAGCCGCACAACAACUCCAACGAAAGCUCCAAUACCAAACCCACCUCCUGAACCGGAGCCAGAGGAACCAACAGAAGACCCAACAGACCCUCUUCCAAACCCUCGUGACGAACAGUGCAGCAGGGAUCUGGUGUUUGACGCUGCCACGUCCAUCAGGGGAGACUUGUUCUUCUUCAAAAACGGAUACUACUGGAGGAAGAGUACCAUGUUAAAUGGGAUACGUUUUACGAAAGUGAGCACAAGAUGGUCAAGAAUCAACACAGUUGACGCUGCGUAUGAGGUACCAAACAAGGAUGUGGUUCAUCUCUUUGAAGGUAAUCAGUACUGGGGCAUCAGGGCCUUUGCAAAGUCUUUAAUAGCAGGUUAUCCGAAGCCUCUCACCAACCUGGGCUUGCCGUCCUCUGUCAGCAAGGUGGACGCAGCAGUCUACGUGACAGCUACUGGGAAAACAUUGAUUUUUGCAAACAGACAAUAUUGGAGCUAUGAUGAAGCCAGGAACCAAAUGGAUCCCGGAUAUCCACGAUCAAUUGCUCGAGACUUUCGUGGCGUGGGCUCCAAAGUGGAUGCGGUUUUCCAGAAUUACGGGUACCUUUAUUUCUCAGUCGGCCCAAAACAGAUGGAAUACUACCUGCCCUUUAGGACAGUGACGCGGCAUCGAAGGCCAGAUCCUUGCUGCACUGCUGGUCACGAGGGUUUCGAAGAACGUUUGCUGGGUCUUCUGUUGGUUCCUCUGGUUCGGGGUCAGCAGGCGAGUCUGGUUCCGGGGCUGUUGUUGGAUCUGCUGUACGGCUCCCUGGUGGAUUGCGAGAGGGGGUCAUCCCAGUCCCCAAUGGAGUCACUCAACACCUUUGAAUCUGAGAUGGAAGCUGAUGGACAGGGAAACUAUUCUCUAUUUCCAGCUCUCGACAUUGCUGGUCUGUCUGGGACUGCUGAUAGCCUGGAGAGUGAAGCUUCCGGUGAAAUUGCAGAGAAGCCAAACCUUACCUGGCUUGAUGCUGCUCAGAUUGUUUUGGAAGAAGCGGGACAUCCUUUGCACAUCAAGGAGAUCAAGCAGAGAAUCAUUGACAGGGGACUUGUUCAAUCCAAUGCAAAGUCCAGUCUGGAAGCCGUCAUGUAUCGUGAGUCCAAUGACGAGCAUCAGCAGGCACUCCAUGCCUUUUCAGCCAAGGCCUUCCUUGGCCCCACGCAGCAGAACCCCGCUUCAGGACAAAGCGGCGGUUCCGCCACCGCCAACCCCUUCCCAGCCUCUGAGAACAAGGUCAAGAUGAAGAGAGGAGCGCGGAAAAAGCUGAACGAAAAGUACCGGCUGAAGUAUCUUCGUCUGCGCAAGGCAGCGCGUGCCAUGAUAUUUGAAAAUGCAGCCUUGCAUGAUGAAGUUGCCCACAUAGAAGAGAAGUUUGUCAGAGCCAAAGAAGAGCGACAAUUUUUGCUGUUGCACUACCAGUCUUUGUCAGAUGUGGACUUCCUGCCCACACCCAGCUCAAGCACCCACCCAGCUGUACCCACUCCCCCGGUUAGUUCAGGUGCCAGUGGGGCUCCCGGCCUGUGCGGAACUCAUAACCUCAUGUCGGCGCUGUCAACCGGCGACGAAGGAUUUCCUAAAAAGCCCAAGAAGGAACGAAAAGAGCGAGUUCGAGAGAAUGGAAAAGAGGAGUUUCCUAGGAAAAUGACCAAAAAGAGAAAACUAGCGGAUGGCUCCAGGAAGUUUGUCCAACCUAUUGCGCUGGACUCCUGUGGUCGCCCCGUCUUUCCUAUCGUGCUUGGAGGCUUAACGGUCUACAGUUUGGGCGAGAUCAUCACGGACAGAAUGCUGUUCCAUGACGAAUGCGCCAUCUACCCAGUGGGCUUCUGCAGCACACGAGUCUUCGCCAGCAUGAAAAACCCCGAGCAGCAAUGCCUAUACACCUGUCAAAUCAAAGAUGGGAGAAGCGGACCACAGUUUGAAAUUGUGCCAGAAGACGACCCACAGAAUGCCAUCGUUGCCUCAUCUGCCCUGACAUGCCACUCCAACCUGCUCAAGGCCAUCGCUGCAGUCAGUUCCAAGUCUGUUGCUCCGAUUGUCCCUUCUGGAGCGGACUUCUUCGGCUUUUCUCAUCCCACCAUCCAGAACCUCAUCCAGAGUUGUCCUGGAGCACGCAAAUGCAACAACUACCGAUGGAUUCGUUUCGAGGUGUGUCGCCCGGGCGACGGCCAGGUUCCACACACGCUAUCGGAGGACGACCCCUCCGUCAAUUUUGAGGCAUAUCAGAGACACCGGUGCUUUAGUUUUGAGAAAGCGGAGCAAAUUACAGCACAGAUACUGCAGUGUUCUAGCUCCUCCCACCUGGCCCCGGCCUCUUUGAAGCCGUCUUCCUCCUCAUAUUUCAGCUCUUCUUAAGGUCAUAACCCCUUUCAAAAUGACUUCAAAUGCAAUGGAAUGACACAGCUCAAAAUAACAAUACAAUGUUAAGUUUUGUGGGUCUAAAUACCUCCAUAUUGUUUACAUAUAAUCAAUUAAAACAUACUCUUUUUUGUGUAUAUAUUGUGUAGAUGUUUGUGUUGUAAAGGCUUUUUAAAAAUAAAUUUAAAUAUAAAA
Molecule: messenger RNA, 4749 nt
Organism: Nerophis ophidion (straightnose pipefish)
Lineage: Eukaryota; Metazoa; Chordata; Actinopteri; Syngnathiformes; Syngnathidae
Exons: 35
Coding region: 16-4551 (1511 amino acids)
Biological process (GO): proteolysis; regulation of DNA-templated transcription; collagen catabolic process
Cellular component (GO): extracellular matrix; nucleus
Molecular function (GO): metalloendopeptidase activity; zinc ion binding
Source: RefSeq, a predicted model, not a curated record